AUGGCGACCCAAAUCCCCACAAAGUUCGACAUAAACACCACUUAUACCAUGAGCUCCGGCUACAAGAUUCCAGUGCUUGGGUAUGGUGUGUAUCAAACUCCAGCUGCACAGUGCGAAGAAGUCACCCUCCAUGCACUCCGCACCGGAUACAGACACAUCGACUCCGCCAGGGCAUAUCGCAACGAGCAGCCUUGUGCAGACGCCAUUCGGAACUCCGGACUGAGACGAGAAGACAUCUUUUUCACCAGUAAAGUCCCGCCAAAGAGUUUGGGCUACGAAGGCGCAAAGAAAUCAAUCGAGUCCUCUUUCUUUCAGACUGGGCUGGACUAUAUUGACCUUUAUCUGAUCCACUCGCCCUACGGCGGCAAAGAAGCCAGGUGUGGUGCGUGGAAGGCUCUGGCAGAGGCCCAGAAGGCAGGCAAAAUUCGAUCAAUCGGCGUCUCCAACUAUGGCGUCCACCAUCUCGACGAAUUAGAAGAAUAUAUCAAGUCUUCUGGCGUCGGCGGCACCAUCGAUGUUGGUCAAUGGGAACUACAUCCAUGGCUUCCUCGCAACGAUAUUGUGGAGUGGGCAAAGAAGAGAAAUGUCGUGGUCGAGGCGUAUUGCCCCAUCGUCCGUGGUGAGCGUGCGAAGGAGCCUGUUUUGACGUCUUUGGCAGAGAAACACGGCAAGACCUGGGCGCAGAUAUUGCUGCGGUGGAGUUUGCAGAGAGGGUUUGUGCCAUUGGUGAAAAGUGUGACGCCUUCCAGGAUCGAGGAAAAUGCUGGGAUUUUCGAGUUUGAACUGGACCAAGAAGAUAUGAAGGCCCUCGAUUUCCCGGACUCGUAUGCGCCAUGCGCCUGGGAUCCAACUACCAGUCACGACUGA
Messenger RNA from Capronia coronata CBS 617.96, 867 nucleotides. RefSeq names its product alcohol dehydrogenase. The transcript has a single exon. Lineage: Eukaryota; Fungi; Ascomycota; Eurotiomycetes; Chaetothyriales; Herpotrichiellaceae. The coding region runs from base 1 to 867 and encodes 288 amino acids. Gene Ontology annotation, molecular function: oxidoreductase activity. The record is from RefSeq and is a predicted model, not a curated record.